This is a messenger RNA of Cyprinodon variegatus (sheepshead minnow), 1434 nucleotides long. RefSeq names its product kazal-type serine protease inhibitor domain-containing protein 1-like. Gene Ontology annotation, cellular component: extracellular region. Gene Ontology annotation, molecular function: insulin-like growth factor binding. The record is from RefSeq and is a predicted model, not a curated record. Lineage: Eukaryota; Metazoa; Chordata; Actinopteri; Cyprinodontiformes; Cyprinodontidae. The coding region runs from base 346 to 879 and encodes 177 amino acids. The transcript has a single exon. Gene Ontology annotation, biological process: regulation of cell growth; regulation of signal transduction.
CAGACUCCGUCUGACCCAAACCGCUGCUGGACCUCUUCUUUCUUCUGGCUCCACUUUUUCUUCUUCUGGACGUUUCGUUCUGUUUUCCAGAACCGGUCUUUUUAUCUCCUGGUUCUGUUUCAGCUUUUUUAUUCUUUAGUUUUGUAGAAUUUUGUUUCUGUUUUUUUUUUUUCUCAUCUUUCCAGGUUUUGGAUCCAGAUUGGUUCUGUGUUCUGGGAAUUCCUCUGAGGUUUGUGUUUGUGGACUUGAGUGGAAUGUGUCUGUGGGUCUGAACAUCGAGAACCUCGCUCAGAACCUUCAUCAUCUCACUGGAGCUGAACAGAACCAACAUUCAGGGAUACAGAGAUGCUGGUUCUGUUCCUCCUUGUUCUGGACCUGCUCUCCUCCAGGGCGGCUCCACCGGUCCCAUCCUCCAUCCCAGACCCCCUUCUGGAAUACGUCCCACCGGAGAAGGAACUGGUAGACGGCUGGAUCCAGAGCAGGAACAGAACCGGCACCAGAACCGCCGAGUUAGAGGGCUGCGGACCGUGCAAUCCGGAGCUGUGUCCGCAGACCCGUGGUUGCCGGGCCGGACUGGUUCUGGACUCCUGCGGAUGCUGUCAGGAAUGUGGGAACCUGGAGGGCCAGGCCUGUGACCCGGGGCCCCUGAAUGUGUUCUACGGUCUGUGUGGAACCGGGCUUCGGUGCCAGGCGGACCCGGGGCCCGCUGCAGGAGGAGAGGAUGAAGAGGAGGUGUGUGUGUGUGAGCAGCAGGAGGCGCUGUGCGGCAGCGACGGAACCACCUACAGGAACAUGUGUCGGUUCAGAGAGGCCGCCUUCUCCGACCCGGAACUCCGAACCGUAGGGAGGGGUCCCUGCCGGACAGGUACCGACACCUGAAAACGGGUCUCUCUCUCUGGGUCAGAACCAACCCAACUUUUCAGGAAAUAGAUCUUUACUAUUUUAGACCCAAUAAGGUUUUAAACCAAAUGAAAUAUUCAGGAAACACUUCCUGCUUUAUGCAUCAUAAACAGUCAUGAAUGGGUUUCUAUAACAUUGAUCCUGUUUGGCCCCAUUAGCUCUGAGGUUCUUUGAAACGAGGACUGGAUCAGAACCAGUUCUGGUUGAAUGUUCAGAGGAACCAGAAUGAAGUCAGUGUUCAGUGAAUGAACAGAGGGUGGGGGCCAGCUUCCUCCUGAACAAAGGUCUGGUUCUAGGAGCUGUGCUCCAGAUGGGGAGGUGGGGGGAUUGCUGCCCCUCACCUCCAGACUGAGGACCCCACCCUUCUCCCUCUACAAACAGAGGGAGCCGUGAUUCAGCAGCAGGAGCUCCACCAUCACCUCCUCAGAACCUCCAACCACAGCUGAGAGGAGUUCUGGAUUUAAAGAUCCUGAUCUGAUCUGAAGCAGUUCAUUAAUACGGAUCUAAAGCAGUUCAUUGAUCCGGAUCUGAAGC